CUCCUGCCUCCAUGUCUUCUCGCUGCAGAUGCCCCUUGUGCCUCUCCUGGCAAAGCCCCAAGGAGCUGUGGCUGCAGUGGGAUGUGCUGGCAGUGGGGAGGCUUGGCUGCAUGCCUGGCCCCAGCCUGGACCGCACAGCCGCUCUCUCCUGCUCCAUGGCACCUCACCCGGGGGUCCCGCAACACCCAGGGAACUGGAAAGGUCUCUGUGUGGUCUAGGACAUCCCAGUCUUUCUCAUGGGCUCUGGAGUAGUGGCAGGAAACCUGGGCUGAGCUGGGGACAGCCCGAUAGGAUGAGUGGUUGUGAGUCUUUGCAUCCUGCCCCAAUGAAGAUGUUGUUUUAUAGCUACAGAAAGUGGGUUUCAAAUACAGAAAUUUGGAUGCAAGUCCCCAAAAGAUCCCCGUGCCAUGCUGGAAGUGCUAGUUGUCCCCUGCAGAGACCUGGUGCUGACGACAUCAGGAGAGGCAGGGGCACAUCAGCUCCUCUGCAGAAGCUCUCCAGCUCCUAUCCCAAGUGAAGAGUUCACUGGCUGAGUUUGCUCAGCCUGUCUCAGUGCAUGCAAGCACAGACAAGAAGGUUGAGGCUUUGAGCAAGAGGCAGUGGCAAGAAGAUGGAAAUAAUGUAUUUUGACUUCACCCCAGGGGCCGCCUGCUUGUCUCUGGGGAUGGCGGCAGUCAACCAGUCCAAAGUGCUGCCAGGCGUGGCACGGGAGAUGCUGAUAGGAUCCCCCUCCUCUGCUGUGCACCCACCCCGCUCUGUGUCCCCCCCAGCACCCACAGCAUUCCCUGCACGGGUGCUGAGCCCAAGGAAGUGCUUUGCUGUUCCUGGAGCUGGCAAUAAGGAAGCAUUCUCGGGGGGACCUUGCUGUCCCUGUAAAGCAGCAGGGAUGGGACCGAUGCCACAGGAUCUGGUACUGGGUUUCUGGGCCCAGACCACUACACCGAGCAGGGUGCUUGGCUGCCAGGGGAGCUCCCCAGCUCCUCCAGGCCGCUGAUUUGGGGAAGCUCCUUCGUUCCUGGGCCUGCCCUGAGCAUCCUUGGGAGCAGCCCGGAGUUGUUGGAGAGCAGGAGAGGGCACCCAGGCACCUGGGGGUUGCUGUGGGGCGAUGUGCCUGGUGACUGUGGCGGUAACUGCGCCUUUGUGCCUAGGGAAAAAAAAAAAAAAAAAGAAUAGAGGAAAAUAAAUGUAGUUUUGCUUUCCAGCAAGUGGAAAGUGAUACAACCUCUUCCCAUGGGGCAUUUCACUCCAGCUUUCUCAAACCCUGGAAUUUCUGCAGGGUGGAUGCCUGCAAACCACUCUGCCCAAGGCCUGUCAACUCAUGGCACCUACCAUCCCCUUCUGGUGUCUCAGAGGGCUGGUAGGACCUGGGAACACUGUGUGAGGCCAGAAGGGAGGGCUGGGUGUUAUCUUUUGAGGGUGCUUUUUUUUUUGGUUUUCAAUCUCUUUCAGUUGUGUUUCCCUCCCUGCUCUGCCAAGGCGUUUCCAUGCAGGCAUGAGAGGCUGGGAGAGCCAUGGCACGGGCAGGACGGCCACUCCAGGGGAUUCGAUGGGCUGGACUUUGUGGCAUUGGCCUCCUGCCCUUUUUCUGCAAUAGCCAUGAGUGAGAAGCCAAAAUAUAGUAUCGGUCAAAGGCAUGGUGAGUUUUAGCCAGUCUCAGACCUCACAGAGCUUAGUGACACCCUAGUGCUGUGAGCUGCCUCUCUGACUUCUUGAUACCAAAAAAGCUUGGACAGCAUUUCUUUGGUGGCCUGAAGGAUGUUUUACUCAUAGCCUUGGCUUGCGAAGUACAGAAGCAGAGCUCUGCACUGGGGAAGGUCACAGCCGUUCAGCAGCACCAGCAACGACUUGCCGGGCACUGGGAGCACGUCCUGCAAGGCUUGCCUGGCUGCUGGGAAAACAUCUGGCCAGGUCUUCCCGAGGUGCGCAGCUUGCUGCUGCCAUAUGGCAGCUGUGAAGCAAUAGCUUGGCUAUGAGAUGUGCUAAUGCACAAAAAUACUCUCUGGGAGCCUGCUUCAGCAGCGAGCCUGUGGCGAGCUGCUCUGAGCAGGAAGCAGUAACCACAAAGCUAUAUAUACAGCUCCUGGCAGAGCUGCUGCUGCUUUUGAUGUGACAAAAUUAAGGUGGUGUUUUGCAAAGAAAUCCAGCACAUCGCCUUCUUCAGGAGCCGAGGCUGACACUGAGAGGGCAGACCCUGGGGCCUGGACGCUGGGCGGGCUCCUGGGCCAAACCAGGGGAGCUGGCAAGGGGAGACAGGCAAGGAGCUCUCGUCACCUCUGAAAGCCGUGUGCUGCUGGAGGCAGCCUCCUCCAUGAACCAUGGGGAGCCGUGCACGUGUCUGGGGUGUCACGGCUUGUGCUCUGCCUGCCUGGCUUUUGCUGGCCCUUGAGUGGGUUUAGAUGGUACCAUGGCAAAAUGCAAGUGUCUGGGGAUGAACGUGAGGGUCUGGGCAUGAUGAAAGCAUCCUUAAAACUACAGAGACAGUAGCUGUCACCCACAGGUGAUGCAGCCCAGCCCCAAAGGCCACUUGUCCCCUAAAGGACACGCAGCCCCUUGCCUCCUGAAAUGAGCCUCCACAUUCCACCCUGCCCCUUCGCUGCCUGCACCCCGCUCCUGCCAGCGUCCCUGCACAGCCAGGCUGGGCUCGCUGUGGGUGCAGGGUGGGCAUGCAGCUGCAGUCCCUCUCCCCCUUGCCCUGGGCAGGCAAAGCCCUGCCUUGCCUCUCCCGCGCUGUUUUGCAGAACGGGACUGAUUACGGCUUCCUCGUGAGCCAGAACACAAAGCUCCUGAGCGCGCUGGAGGACCUGCGGCACCGCUGCUCCAGCCUGGCCGAGGAGAACAGCUUGCUGCGCAGGAGCUGCUUCCCCCAGACAGAGGAGAAGGUGAAGCACCUGAAGAGGAAGAACGCGGAGCUGGCAGUGAUCGCCAAGCGCCUGGAGGAGAGAGCCCGGAAACUCCAGGAGGCAAACCUCAAAGUCGUAACCGCUCCAGUGCCUCUGAAGGGCUCCAGCCUGGAGCUGUGUAAAAAAGCAUUUGCCCGCCAGCGUGCCAAGGAGCUGACAGAGCAAGCCAGUGCUCUCCUGGCGAAAGACAAGCAGAUCGAAGCUCUGCAGCAGGAGUGCCGGGAGCUGCAGGCUAAACUCAUCGCAGGGAAGGAUGACCCUCGCUGCCUGAACGUCAUCGAGUUUGAUCGCCUGUUGCGGGAAUCCCAGAGAGAGGUGUUACGGCUGCAGAGACAGAUCGCGCUGAAGAAUUUCAAGGAGUGUCUGCGUUCCUCUAAAAUCAGUUCAGGCGGCUCUUUGCCAAGCACUGUUGCACGCCUGGGACCACCCGUCCCAACACUAAAUACCUGCCUCAAAGGUUCACCUCUACCGAAGGGGACCCGCUUGGGAGACGCAGCGCUCGGAGGGGAAGUACACAGGGAGGUGGAACCAGGUGUACGACCACUGGGACCUGCCUCUGAAGGACAUGAAAAUUUCCCUCCCAAAAAUGCAAUAACAGACCAAGAGAGGAGCCGACAGAUAGAGCAGCUGGAAUUUGAACUCAAGAAAAAGCGCAAAAAAUGUGAAAACCUUGAGCAUGAAGUGAGGAAAAAGCAUAAAAGAUGCAAAGAACUGGAGAUCCAGCUGCAGGAGGUACAAAGUGAAAAUGCACGACUGGCCGAAGAGAACUUGCAGCUGAACGAGAAGGCUGGAUGGGCAGGACAGGUUGAAUCUGAGAAUGCUGACCUGAAAUUGCAGGUUGUUUUGGUUACUAAGGAACGAGAUUCAGUAAUUCAAACGAAUCAAGGACUCCAAACCAAGCUGGAGAAUCUAGAGCAGGUGCUGAAGCACAUGAGAAAUGUGGCUGAGCGAAGGCAGCAGCUGGAAGUUGAGCACAAGGAAGCGCUGCUAGUCCUGCAGGAGAAGCAAGAAGAAGUCAGGCGGUUGCAGCAGGCACAGGCGGAGGCAAAAAGAGAACAUGAAGGAGCAGUGCAGCUUCUGGAGGCCCGGGUGAAAGAUCUGGAAGACCAGUGUCGCAGUCAAACAGAGCAGUUCAGUCUCCUGUCUCAGGAACUCAAACAAUUCCGGCUUCAAACAGGAAAAAUCGACCUUCUCACCUCUACGCUGGUGACUUCUGAGCUUCCUCUUGCUCUGUGUAGCUCUACCCCACAGCCCCACUGGGAGAAGGAAUCAACUGUUCCUGGAUUGCUCACUCAGCAGAGCACGAAGAAGGUUCACAAUGAAGAGAGUGAUGAGUUGGAGUCAUCACAGCAGGCGCCUGAUGCCACUGUUGGCUCCCCAGUUGCUGCUACCAGUGCUCAGAAACAAGCCAAGAAAGUGGAAUCUCAGUCAAAUUCUUCAAAAUCAGAAUCCAUGCAGAACAGUCCAAAGUCUUGCCCAACUCCAGAGGUGGACACUGCAAGUGAAAUGGAAGAGCUGGAUGUUGACAGCAUCUCUCUAAUGCCAGAGCCAGGCAGCCAAGGCCCUGCAAAGCUCCAGGUGUUCUUAGCUCGAUACAGCUACAAUCCUUUUGAGGGACCUAAUGAGAAUCCAGAGGCAGAGCUUCCACUGACUGCUGGAGAAUAUAUUUACAUCUAUGGAGACAUGGAUGAAGAUGGCUUCUUUGAAGGGGAGCUGAUGGACGGCCGGAGAGGGCUGGUCCCCUCCAAUUUUGUUGAGCGAGUUUCAGAUGAUGACCUCGUGACGUUUCUGCCUUCGGAGCUGAGUGAUCUCACCCAUAGUUCAUACCAGGAGAAAAGUUUUGUCAGUGCAAGCACCAGCAGUGGAGAUAAGAGUGAUUUCUCCAUUGAAGAGAGUAGCAUCAGUCCAUUGGCCAGUAAAGCAGAAGGAGACCAGGAGGAACCUGUUAGUCACACAGCAGUGCCUUACCCAAGAAAAUUGAAUUUGAUCAAGCAGCUUGCCAGAAGCAUAGUUGUAGGGUGGGAACCACCACUUUUGCCAGCCGGCUGCCCAGACAUACAAAGCUACAACAUCUAUGUGGAUGAAGAGCUACGUCAAAAUGUGAAGAGUGGCUUUCAGACCAAAGCAGUGAUUGAAAAGCUGGAUUUAAAGACAAAGGCUUACCGUGUGUCUGUGCAGACUGUAACAGAGCAAGGCAGUUCUGAUAAACUGCGAUGUACUUUCUUUGUGGGGCAAGAUUUUUGUGUGGCACCAACUAUGCUGAAAGUCAGAAGCAUCACUGCCACGUCAGCAGAGGUCACGUGGCUUCCCUGCAACAGCAAUUACAACCACGCAGUGUAUCUCAAUGGGGAGGAAUGUGACAUAACAAAACCUGGGGUCUACUGGUACACCUUCCGCAACCUGCAGCCGAGCACUGAGUAUGUGGCCAAGCUGGAGGCCCGGCCCUUGAAAACACCUUGGGAAGAGAUCCCAGAGGGGCAGGAGCAGAACUCAGCUGUGAUACACUUCACUACCCCACUAGCAGGCACACCUGAUGCUCCUUUGGAUGUCCAGGUAGAAGCUGGUCCCUCGCCAGGUAUUCUUGUUAUCAGCUGGUUACCUGUCACCAUUGAUGCUGAAGGAUCUUCCAAUGGAGUUCGAGUCACCGGUUAUGCAGUGUAUGCGGAUGGACAGAAGGCAAUAGAAGUUACUUCUCCAACAGCUGGGAGUGUCCUGGUGGACUUGUCCCAGCUUCAGAUGUUCCAGAUGUGCCGGGAGGUUUCUGUGAGAACAAUGUCUCUGUACGGGGAGUCAGUGGAUUCAGUUCCAGCCCAGAUUUCCUCAGUCUUGUUGCGAGCCUCUCACCACUCUUCACCUUUAGAUUCUGCUGUUUCUACAACUUCCACCUCUAGACUGCCCCGUGGAGAACCCAGGGGAUCUCUGCCUGUACGCAGCACACACAUGCACCAGACGGCUGCCCUCCUGCUUCAACAAAAAGUUCCCCCUGAUAGCUCAGAUGCCAAAUUGACUGAUCUCUCCGCCAGCCACGACGACUCACCGCGAUCUCUGCCAGAGAAAGCCUCUUCACCGCUGUACCUCUCCUCUCCCAGUGCUUCCUUGGUGCAGGUUUUAGGCACUUCCCCACAGGGACUGGACGCUGCACAAGACAAGAAAUGCCUGACUGUGCCUCCUCAGCAAGCUGGCAGCACGGUGCUCCCUGGUGAGGGCACGGAGCCUGUCCCUUCAAGGGAAGCAGAAUUGCAAGGCCUGGGCGAAGGGACGGAGGUGCAGAUGGAGCAAUCCAUAACCAAAGCGCCAGAGCUGGAAAGCCCAUCUAACAGUCUGAAGAUACGUAUGGAGGCCUGCCAUGCAUGCUCCAUGGAAGAGUCACCAAAAGGUCCCAGUGCUGAAAGAGAGAAAGAGGGAAAGGAGAGGCGCUUGAGCCCAGAGCUUCUGCCCUCCCUCAGCCAGGCUGAGGGGACAGAGGGCACCUUCAGAGAUGCAGGCGCGGGUGGGAGCAGCUGCCAGGAGUUCCUCAGGCUGUCCCCUGGCAAGGAGGUGAUGAAAGAAAUGUCCAGAGUGAAAAGAGAGCAAGAAGAAAAAAUGUCUGAAAUGGGAAGACGACAGCUGACCCUUUUUGCUGAGCACAACCGUAGUUCUGACCUUUCAGAUAUUUUGGAAGAGGAGGAAGAAGAUGAACUGUCUUCAGAAGCUCUUGAAGAGAAGAAAUGGGACCAGAGAGAGCCAUGUUACAGAGAGAAUGGGGAAAAGGUGGAUCUUUGUGAUACUGACAGCGAUGAGGAGAUUCUGGAGAGGAUACUGGAACUCCCACUUCAGAAGAACCACAGCAAGAAAUUGUUUAGUAUCCCUGAAGUGACUGAGGAUGAGGAUGAGGAUGAGGAUGAGCAGUGUGUUACGGAGGAAAAGGCAGACCCUCAAAACUCCUUGGAAAAGCUUACCUACCAUUCAGGAAGGACAGAGAAGCCGCUCAACAUCAAGGAGCCAUUUCUAAACACAGAUGGAAGUAGUACCUCCAUGGAUCUGUCUGCUCAGACUCUGCAGGAGCAUGGUGUAAAGGAGAGCAGAGGGGUUGCUGACCAUGCGAAUCCUGCCUUUGUCCAGCUGGCCUGGAGUCAGAAGAAGGCAAACUGGAACUGGGGCUACCAGGAGAGCGAUAUGAAGUCUGGGACUGGGGCAAGUCCUGCUUGGAGCAAGAAGAAGGGAAGUAAUUAUCGAGAGAAGACCCGGAGUCGGCCUGACAUGGGUAGGAAGAGACAGAAUGAUUUAACAGAGCACUGCAGUCGUCUGCUGGGCAACUGCAGCCAGAUGGGAGGUGGGUUAUACAGAGCUCCUAGUGUCAGGGAAGAGCUGAACAUUGUGAGCAGUGCUGGUGGUAAGGAAGGGUUUGAUAUGUACAGUCGUGCCAGACAAGGCACCUUACAAAAAAACCACAAGAAAUCAGUGGUUUCAGGGUUUGCAGAACCUGCUGUGAUGGCAACACACUGCUCCAGCCCCAGGAGCCUGGAAAUAGACAUUGAAUAUGACUCUGAAGAUGAUCAGGAUUCGACCUGUGCAUCCCCCCCUGAGAGCAGGCUGUGGGCAGAAAGGUCCCAGAGCUGUCAGGGGGACUGGAGUGAUUGCUCCAGUCAAUCUGAGGUUGCCCACACAGAUGGCAGAAGGGACCUGACCAGACUGGAGAUGAUGGAAGAGCAGGGUAUGGAGUGGGCUGGGUCUCCAAGCCGGCACCUGCGAUUCUUCUGCCAGGAGAAGGAAGCACUGAGAUGUGAGAGCAGUUCUGAGGAGCAGGGCUGGGAGCUGGACUGUAAGUCACCUGGCUGGAGAAGGAGGCUCGAACAUCCUUCGAAGGGGAUACGUAGCACCUCCUUGCACAAAAGGGCGUCUGGUAAUAAAGGUCCUAGGGGCCAGGAGCUGCCUGGUGCAGCCACCUGGCAGGGUCCCAGCAGAAGAAGGAACAAGAGCAUAAGAAGAAGCCAAAUGCAGAGACCUUUGCUCUCUAGUCCAGGUCCUCCAAGGAGCACUGCUUCAGAAACCUCUGUUAAAGAAGAUGGCGUUAGAAUAUUUGUGGCUCUCUUUGACUAUGAUCCCGUUUCUAUGUCUCCUAACCCUGAUGCAGCAGAAGAGGAGCUCCCAUUUAAGGAGGGACAGAUCCUGAAAGUAUGUGGAGACAAGGACGCUGAUGGCUUUUACAGGGGUGAAUGUGCAGGAAGGGAGGGAUACGUUCCCUGCAACAUGGUGUCAGAAGUCCAGGUGGAGAAUAAUGAAAUCAAGGAGCAGCUCCUAAAGCAAGGGUUCCUGCCUGCCGACACACCAAUGGAGAGCAUAGGACUGGAUAAAAAGGAGAAGUACAAAUCUCAUCCAGGCCAGAAGCAUCAGGACUUUGAAGCUGAACUGCUGACUCCUCGAAGUAUGGUGGCUGUCUUUGACUAUAACCCUAAGGAGAGCUCUCCAAAUGCAGAUGUAGAGGCUGAACUGACUUUCAGUGCAGGGGACAUUAUCACUGUGUUUGGGUCCAUGGAUGAUGAUGGAUUCUAUUAUGGAGAGCUGAACCAACAGAGAGGGCUUGUCCCAUCUAAUUUCCUGGAAGCUGUACCUUCAGAUGCAGGCGUGGUCCAGGAACUUCAUUCAACAGAUAAAGAAGCUUUUCCACUGAGUGCUGAGAGCCAGUUAAAUCCAGAUGGGUCUGUUGAUCAGAGCGACUCCUCACCAACUCUUCCUACUCUACCACCUUCCUGCCUUGUCAUGGGCGAACAGUGUCCAGAGCAGGCAUCACUGGCCGUUCUCAAACGCAGUGAUGUACCUGGUCAGAGUAAAAAGAAGAGAGGCUUCUUCUUCAAAGGAAAAAAGCUCUUCAAAAAACUUGGGUCCAGUAAGAAAAACUAACAAGGGAUUUAUUGUUCUGUGAAGACUGCCUGUGUGGUCCCCAUAGGGGCUGAAAAUUCAGGAGAAGCCCUCUGCAAUAAGCUGAUGAGGGUAUUUUCAUAGGGAAGUGUAUGUUGAAUAGAGGAAACUCUUCAGUGGGUCUGUGAGCUGUGGUCUCUGCUGAGAGCCCAGCCGUGGGUGCCCACCCAGCGUGGACAGUGGCUCUGAACGCAGAGUCGUGGCACUGGGGUGUGUGAGGCCUCAGCUCUGGGAUACAGCUGCCUCCGCAGUAGUGUGUCCUGUGCCAUGUAGCCCUCAAUGCACCGGUUCCCUGUAAAUAUUUUAAUUUAAAAAUUAUAUUCUGGCUGUAAGUUAGCUAAAUGGCUUUUCCCAGCAAAGACCCGGCCCCUUAGGAAGAGAUCCCUUGUACUACACACCCCGAUAUUCCUCUGGUCCGGAGGAGGUUGUGUCAACUCCUUCACUUCCUGCAAAGAAAAUCUGCACUUUUCUGUUCCCAUGAAUCCCCUUUGCUGUCUCUGGGCUGACGAGUGAGUUAUUUGUACUGUAAACUUGUAAAUACGCAGCUGUGCCUAGGAGCAUCCCACACUGCCUCAGUCACAUUCCAGCACGAGGAUUCCCGUGGAAGGAGGAGCGGUACCCUGCGGGGGGGGCAAUACUUCUGCCUAUAGGGUGGGCUGCUGUAAGCUGUUCUUGGCUGGUUCACCUUGACCACAUGCUGGCUGGGGACUCCGCCUUAUUUAUUUAUCUAUUUAUUUAUUUAUUUGUCGUCUGCCUCUUCUGCAGUUUUAUUUGGCUGUUUCAGCGGGCUGCUCCUGCGUCGGAGCAUCGGGAGAGCAGAGCUGGGGAUGGAGAGUUUGCAGCUAUUUUCAUAUGAGAUGAUGUGUUCCCUGAGUUAAGACACAUCCCUUUCUAAGCCACGGAGAGUUUUGUACUACAUGGUUUCUAUCCUUUUCAGUGCUUCUUUCUUUGCAUGUUUCAGUGGGGUACUUGUUUGGAGAAGGACAGUUACGUGAGGUACGUGAAUGAUGCCAGCACAGUGUCCACGAGUGUUGGUGAUACGGUGUGUUUUUAUUUAAUAUCAAAUUUUAUUAUAAUAAAGUCUAUUUUCACAAAAAUACAUUUUCCUUAAAAAAGCAAAA
Messenger RNA from Phalacrocorax carbo (great cormorant), 9919 nucleotides. Lineage: Eukaryota; Metazoa; Chordata; Aves; Suliformes; Phalacrocoracidae. The record is from RefSeq and is a predicted model, not a curated record.